CAUGGGAUUUUCCAGGCAAGAGUACUGGACUGGGUUGCCAUUGCCUUCUCCGAUGAGGUCCUUUAAAUUAUUACUAAUUAUUCAAACUAGAAAUGAAAAAGUUGCUGAAGCCUCCUACAGAUUUUAAUUUCUAUCAAAGUGAAUGCCAGUGUCUAAUAUAUUAAAAGAAAAAUCUCUUUGGGACCUUUUUCCUAAAUGUAAAGGGGCCUUCAACCUGAAAAGGGAGAAAACCACUGGGUUUAUCCCCAGCCAUGAUCGGUCCAUUGCUUGCUCUGCCCGCACAGGGAAUCACUGUGAUGAAACUCACAAAACACCCUUUAUAAGACCCCCAGCUGGGUGCAGAUUUUGUCCACAGAGCCCAGGAAGCUGAUUUUGGUGACCUGACGGCUGGACCUACAGUUAGCGAGCUUUUGUCCGUGAUUUUGUGAUUUUGUUGAUUUUUUCCUUUUACUCUUUCUUUUUCUUUUUUUCCUUUGUUAUUUUCUCAUUUUGUAAAUUUGCGUCUGAUCAUUUGUUUCUUUCAUUUUUAGUUUCUCCUCAUUUUUUUGUUUUUUUUUUCCCAUUUUUCCCCUUAGUUCUUUUUCUUAUUUUAUCUUAUUUUUUUUUUAGUUAGUAUAGCUAGUAUUAGUAGAGAGAGUAUCAUUGAUAUAGUUAGAAUAUUUGGUGUAGAUAAUAUUGUUAGCAUAGAUAGUACAGUUAGUGUUAGCGCUGUUAGUACCAUUGGUAUACUUAGCAAAAGUCUGUACAGUUAAUACUUUAUUAGCAUAGUUAGUGUUAGCGCUGCUAGCACAGUGGUGAGCAGUAAUAUAGUUGUAUAGCACUGUUUGCAUAUGCAGUAUUGCUAGAACAGUCAGGAUGCUUAGUGAGGGCUUAGUGGUGGUGAGUAUACUUAGUGGUAUAGUUAGCAUAGUUAGGUAAUUAGUACAGCUUACUGGUAGUUAGUAUAGUUAGAGAUGCAGGACCUUAUGGCCAUCUCCGCUAACAAGAUUGCUCAUAUUGAUUAUUAUGAGAUAUUUCAGACAAUUGGUGAAGGCCACUUUGCCAAAGUGAAGUUGGCCAGGCAUGUUCUGACCAUGGGAGUGGUAGCCAUCAAGGCCAUUAACAAGACAAAUCAGAGCUUCUCCAGGCUCCAGGAACUGUUUUGAGAGGUUAAUAGCCUGAGAAUUGUAAACUACCCAAAUAUUGUGAAACUCCUUGAACUGAUUGAUACUGAGGAGACUCUGUUUAUAGUAAUGGAGUACCUCAGCAGGGGAGACGAGUUCACCCACUUGGAAGCCAAAGGCCGCAAGACGGAUGGGGAGGCCCGAGGCCCAUUCCGCCAGCUGGUCUCGGCUCUGCAGCACUGCCACCAGCGGGGCAUGGUACACGGGGACUUGAAGCUGGGCAACCUCCUCCUCGAUGCCAACAACGACGCCAAGAUAUCUGACUUCGGCCUUAGCAACCAGUGGCACCCACAAAAGAAGCUAGACACUUUCUGCGGCAGCCCUGCGUUUACAGCCCCAGAACUCUUCCUGGGGAGGCCUUACACAGGCCCAGAGCAGGAUGUGUGGAGCCUUGGCAGCAUCCUAUACACCAUGGUAACUGGAUCCCUCCCCUUCGGGGACAAGAUUUCUGGGAGCUUGGCAGCCUGUGCUUAGGGGGCAGUACCAUGUGCCCAAAUAUCUAAUGAGAUAAUAGACUUCUAGAAAUAAUGCUAACACUCAACCUACCAAGAGAGGUACUUUAGAUGAUGUUUGGCAGCAUCCAUGGCUGAACGUGGGCCAGGAGUCACUCCCGCCAGCCUGUGAACAGCACCCUGGGAUGACAGUGGAGACAAUACUGGGCUGGUGCAGGGACCAACUCCAGGGUUUACACAUAAGCAGCGGCAGUGACAUGAAUGAACCCAAGGUGAGGGCCCGCACCAUCAUUGUGAGGCCGGCCGUUACCUCCAACCUCAGCAGCCAAGAACAUAAGCCUACCCCCAGCCCUGAGAUAUCCAUGCUUAUUUCUGCCUGGCUUUGGGAGACCAUCCAGCAGCAGGAGAACCAGGAGUCAAGGGAGAAGACCAGAGAGCCUGCCA
Messenger RNA from Bubalus bubalis (water buffalo), 2059 nucleotides. Its product is annotated as serine/threonine-protein kinase MARK2. NCBI's taxonomy places the organism in Eukaryota, Metazoa, Chordata, Mammalia, Artiodactyla, Bovidae. Gene Ontology annotation, biological process: microtubule cytoskeleton organization; protein phosphorylation; intracellular signal transduction. The coding region runs from base 1233 to 1637 and encodes 134 amino acids. Gene Ontology annotation, cellular component: cytoplasm. The transcript has a single exon. Gene Ontology annotation, molecular function: protein serine/threonine kinase activity; tau-protein kinase activity; ATP binding. The record is from RefSeq and is a predicted model, not a curated record.